Messenger RNA from Gregarina niphandrodes, 1101 nucleotides. RefSeq lists its product as hypothetical. The record is from RefSeq and is a predicted model, not a curated record. Bases 1 to 1101 code for a protein of 366 amino acids. The transcript has a single exon. Lineage: Eukaryota; Apicomplexa; Conoidasida; Eugregarinorida; Gregarinidae.
AUGCUGCAGCCACCCACUACCGGUCGAACCACCAGACGGACUCCAGCAACCAGCGCUCGACUUCGGACUCAAAGGGUACCUCUAAUUCGUCGGGAUAUCGUUUGGAAGUCUUUACAGCAUUCCGAGAUUCCUUUUAAACGAUGGCUAGAUCGGAGCUGUCCUUCAUUAGCCAACAUUGCGUUUCUACUUAGGGUAUUGGGAUCCUGCAUAGAUCGAGCAGAUGUAAAAGAUAAACUGGAACAAUGCAUUAUUGAACAUCUCCCGCAGGGUACCUACAUUGUGUCUAUUCCCCAAGGUAACUCGGAACGCGUUCACCAAUUAAAUAAUUCUGCUGCAGUCAUUAGAGCUGACCCUUCUUGGGGUUGUUUUGGUAGCGAUCUUCUCAAGGAAAAGGAUUCUAAUUAUGACAGGGCCAUAUUACAAACAGUGGAAGAGGUCACUGCUGAUUCUAUCGUUUGUUCGUCAGCAAAAUAUCGGCGAAUACAUUUAGCCAAAGGCAGCUUCGCUGUAACUCACGUAGAGGAAACUCGGCCAGAGGAUGAGAAGGAUUACUCAGUAACGCAGCAGUCCGAAACUGUUGGCAGCAGCAGAAAUCUAAGGAAGCUGCAUGAUAAUAUUUAUCGAUAUUGCCAUGAGAGAUUCCCUAGUAACAAGACUACGUGCGACGAAUGUUUGCAAACCAAUGAGGGAUAUUGGGGGCUGGUUUACUCCUCGUUGAUGACAAGCAAAAUGCCCACUUAUAAAGCACAUACUUGGAGUACAAAAAUACAUUUGCACAACCUACUACCGGACACAAACUUCGACAACUACCUGGCAGACGCUGCUUGCAACAUCAAAAUCAAGUCCAACUCACCCGAAGCAGAUUUUGCUUAUGCUAUCGACGUCGAUCUUAAUUUUUCCACCACCCAAAUCCCCCUUAGCCACAUCGUUCCCUGGGUCUGUGGCCUCGAGAACAAUAUCCAACAAGACCUGACAGAAUUCAUCCUGGCCUGGACCUUCAUCGAACACCAACCAUACGCUCGGGCCGUUUACCCCAACACACUACCUGAUGUGGUUGAACUCGCAGCAGAGCUCAGAGCAAGCCUUUCAGCGAAUAAGUGA